AUGAGCUGCUUCACACCAAACUUCGUCGUCGCACUUCGCAAACUCCUACAUCGACAAAUAAGACAGCAUGUGCCAACCUAUGAGGUUGAUUCGACUCUGCUCAAGACAACGUUGAAGCAAAAGUUUGGUCCAGAAGGUUACUCAUUGGACGCCGAGCUUGAGAAGUGUAGGCCGAAAGUUUUGAAAGAAGAAGAAGAAAAGAGGGAGAAGGGGAAGAGGUCAACAUCUGAGAGGUGGAGGGGGAGGAAGGUGGAGAGAGGCAGAAAGGGAAAGAGUUCAAGGGCGUUUUUCACCGAACAUGACUAA
Pyricularia grisea is the source of this 306-nucleotide messenger RNA. RefSeq lists its product as uncharacterized. The transcript has 2 exons. Bases 1 to 306 code for a protein of 101 amino acids. Lineage: Eukaryota; Fungi; Ascomycota; Sordariomycetes; Magnaporthales; Pyriculariaceae. The record is from RefSeq and is a predicted model, not a curated record.